Aspergillus saccharolyticus JOP 1030-1 is the source of this 1626-nucleotide messenger RNA. Its product is annotated as threonine--tRNA ligase MST1. Bases 20 to 1600 code for a protein of 526 amino acids. Gene Ontology annotation, cellular component: cytoplasm. Gene Ontology annotation, molecular function: threonine-tRNA ligase activity; ATP binding. Gene Ontology annotation, biological process: threonyl-tRNA aminoacylation. The transcript has a single exon. The record is from RefSeq and is a predicted model, not a curated record. NCBI's taxonomy places the organism in Eukaryota, Fungi, Ascomycota, Eurotiomycetes, Eurotiales, Aspergillaceae.
CCAGACUGAACUUGCCGUCAUGCGACAAUUGACCCCUCUGAUACGGCACGCAUCGCUGCUACGAACUAAACUACCCUACAGGUCAUCCCUUGUGCGCUGGCCCUCCCCACGGAUACAAUGGCUCUCAUCCACCUCGUCGCGACCCUGUACGUCGUGCAAUGACCCAAAGUCCGACAAGCCCGAUCAGCCCCAGCCCUCGGCCGAUUAUCGCGCAUUGGGAACUGCCCAGGACCUCUUCACCACUUCCAUCUACAGCCCUGGAUCGCCGCUCUUCCUGCCUAAUGGCACUCAUAUCAUCAACAAACUCAUAACCUUCCUCCGCACACAAUACCUCCAGUACGGCUUCCGCGAGGUCCUGACUCCGACGAUAUACAAGCGUUCACUCUGGGAAGUAUCGGGUCAUUGGCAGAAUUACAAAGACGACAUGUACGAGGUCCGCGGCCGCGGAGCUAUGGGAGACACGGAGGGUGAGCCUGGCGAGGACGAAUCCUACGGCCUGAAACCGAUGAACUGCCCAGGUCACUGCUUGCUGUUCAAAUCGCAAACUCAUUCGUACCGCGAACUCCCCAUCCGCUAUGCCGACUUCAGUCCUCUUCAUCGCAACGAGAUCUCGGGCGCUUUAACUGGCCUCACCCGUGUUCGCCGAUUCCACCAGGAUGAUGGGCAUAUUUUCUGCCGGCCGCAGCAGAUCAAAGGAGAGAUCGCAUCGGCGCUCGGCUUUGUCGACCUGGUCAUGACGACCUUCGGACUUGGGCCGUACCGGCUGGCACUUUCUACGAGGCCUGAGAAGGACUUCAUCGGGAGCCUGGAGAUGUGGGAUAGUGCGGAGAGUCAGCUCCGCGAGGCGCUUAACGACACCGGUCGUGAGUGGGCUCUAAACGAAGGCGAUGGUGCUUUUUAUGGGCCUAAGAUCGAUAUUCAGCUUCAGGAUCAGGCUGGCAAGUACCACCAGCUUUCCACGAUUCAGCUUGAUAUGAAUUUACCCCGUCGGUUUGGAUUGGAAUAUCAGGUAGCGGAAGGCGAGCCGGACUACGACCCGGAGACUCCCGGCCGGGCGAUACCGGUGAUGAUCCACCGGGCAAACUUUGGUUCGCUGGAGCGGUUUUUGGCGCUGCUGAUAGAACAAUAUGCUGGCCGCUGGCCAUUCUGGCUGUCUCCACGACAGGGAAUUAUCCUCACUGUCAACCAGGAUGAGACAGUAGUGCAAAAAGCGCACGAGGCUGCUGCCAAGAUUUCCGGUUUCCAGGCCCUUCAGUCGGAUCAGACGGGCGGCACUCCUCAGCCUCUACCCUUUACUGACUCGACCUUCCUCAUCGAUGUGGAUACCAGCAGCCAGACCCUGAACAAGAAGAUCCAACGGGCCAAGCAAAUGAAGUACAACCUCAUCUUCAUCCUAGGAUCCAAGGAUGCUGCAGCAUCGCGCAUUACACUCGACAUCACUGGUCAGCUACAGAGCAAGUCUGACCGGAACGCGGAGAAGCUGCAGUCUGUUCUGGCUCAAUGCAUCGGCGAGCAGGCGCUGCAGAAACCUCGAGCGAUCCCCUUGCCGGUGGAUGAUGUGCAUGGGCUGCUGGUGCAUCUGGAGCGGCAGUUUGUUUGAGAGUAGAUGAAACAAGUGUAUAUAGA